Messenger RNA from Thecamonas trahens ATCC 50062, 846 nucleotides. RefSeq lists its product as uncharacterized. The transcript has a single exon. NCBI's taxonomy places the organism in Eukaryota, Apusomonadida, Apusomonadidae. The coding region runs from base 93 to 830 and encodes 245 amino acids. The record is from RefSeq and is a predicted model, not a curated record.
ACCAAGUGGUCACGUGACAGACACAAGGACCAGGCCGGCUCGGUGAUCUGAGUGCUCAGCACCCAGUGCCACUCUUCUUACUCUUCCGACAGAUGCCACGUGCCAUGCGUGUCGUACCCUCUGCCACCCUCGCCCUCGCCCUCACUCUCGUCGUCGCCCUCGCUCUCGCUGUGGCAUCCCCAACCGCUGCUGCACGCCCGUCAACUCCGCCGGUGCUCCCGCCGACGUACUCCGUCGAGAUGCAUGAGUACCUGCACACCGCGGUGCCAGACAAAGAGUACCGUUGGAACAUCUCGUACGCCAUCUCGUACGAGCUCGGCUCGGCCCGGCAGAUCCACUCGGCCGGACAGUACGACGAGAUCUGCUCGUCCAUCCCCGGUCACGAGCACACCGGCGAGCGAUGCGAGGUCAUCAUCAACACCGACUACCGCUACGUUUACUUGCCGGACUCGGACAUUUGCUGCCAGUGCUGCACCUCUGGCGCACCGCAGUACUGCGGCGUCGUCAAGCCCGACUGGGCCGCCAACGGCACCUAUAUCGGCGAGGUGCCCAUCGACACCGGCGGGCCCUCGCCGACCACAUGCUACCAGUACGAUGUCCAGGGACAUUACGUCAACCACUUUUACGUCACCCCCGAGCUCGCGCCCGACGGCUACGUCACGCCGUGUGAGUUUUGGGAGGCCAAGCCCGGCCACGUCCUCCGCAAGCAGUUUGUCUACCAGCUCGCCACCUACUCUACCGCACCCAUCCCUGCCUCGCACUUUGACCUCCCGGACGUGCCCGGCGGCUGCGAUCAGCAGUGCCCCGGCAUCUGCGAGCAUGCCGCGUAAAGCCGCCAUCCAACCA